This is a messenger RNA of Closterium sp. Yama58-4, 4008 nucleotides long. The record is from the annotation of a GenBank genome assembly. Lineage: Eukaryota; Viridiplantae; Streptophyta; Zygnematophyceae; Desmidiales; Closteriaceae.
AUGCAUUGGCUUCGGGAUCUCCCAGAUUCCAUCUCUCGCCUCUCUUGCUUGCAGUCGCUCACGAUCGAUGAUGCCAAAUGCCUGCUGGCUCUGCCAGAGGCAAUACUGAAGCUCUCAGCUCUCACAUCCCUCGAAGUUGACGAUCUCACGAGCUUGACUGAGCUGCCCGCAUCAUUCGGGCAGCUGAAGAAGCUUCGGUCUUUUAAGAUUGACAGCAGCCCGGGCCUAACCAGGCUUCCCAAGUCCUUCCCUGAUCUCUGCAAGCUGGAGUCGUGUGUUUUGUCCGAUGUCGGAAUUUCGUGCCUUCCAGAUGACUUUUGGAAGCUCUCGUCCUUAAAGGACCUCUCUCUCAUGUCACUGCCCAAACUCCGCAGCCUGCCCGAAACUUUUUCACAGCUGCUCAAACUGGAGGGCUUGACCCUGAUUGGGUGCAAGCGGCUGGCUCGGCUGCCUGCGGGGCUGCAGCAGAUGGGGAACCUGCAGGCAUGCGUUGUCAUUGAAUGCCGGCUGCUGUCAAAACGGCGCAAGAUGGUGAUUUAUGGUACAGUGGACCUGGACGAGGGAGAGUACGCAGUGGGUGGCUUAAAGGAAGAAGAUGACGAGGGGAGCGGAUUUGGGGAGAGUGAAAGCGAGGAUGGAGAAGGGAGUGAAUGGGAUAGUGUAGAUUGGAGUGGAGAGGAGGAUGGAGAGGGGAGUGAAGGGGAGGAUGGAGAGGGGAGUGAAGUGGAGGAUGGAGAGGGGAGUGAAAUGGAGGGGACUGUCACGCACUCAUUGGUCGGCAGCUUCACAGGGACCCACGACAUGAACCUGAUUGUUGGCAAGUCCACGAGGAUGGAGAUUUACCUUCUCACCCCACAGGGCCUUCAGCCGCUGGUGGACGUGCCGCUGUACGGCCGCAUCGCCACCAUGGAGCUCUUCAGACCGCCCGGCGAGUUGAAGGACCUGCUGUUCAUAUGCACGGAGCGGUACAAGUUCUGUGUGCUGGAGUAUGACGCGCACUCCAGGGAGCUCAUCACCAGGGCCAACGGGGACGUCUCUGAUCGAAUCGGGCGACCAACAGACAAUGGCCAGAUCGGCAUAGUGGAUCCGGACUACCGCAUCAUCGGGCUGCAUGUGUACGACGGGCUGUUCAAGGUCAUUCCCAUCGACGCCAAGGGCCACCUCAAGGAGGCCUUCAACAUCCGGUUGGAGGAGCUGCAGGUGAUCGACAUCAAGUUCCUGUAUGGCUGUGAACGCCCCACCAUCGCCGUGCUCUACCAGGACAAUAAGGACGCAAGGCACGUGAAGACAUAUGAAGUGCAGGUGCGAGACAAGGACUUCACGGACGGGCCGUGGCAGCAGAGCAACCUGGACGGCGGGGCGGCGCUCAUCAUCGCCGUGCCGCCGCCCAUGGGGGGCGCACUCAUCGUGGGCGAGCAGAGCAUCGUCUACCACAACGGCGCCGUGCUUAAAGCCCUGCCCAUGCGCCCCUGUCUGGUGGAGGCGUAUGGGCGGGUGGAUCCAGACGGCUCGCGCUAUCUGCUGGGCGACCACAUGGGCACUCUCAUGCUGCUCGCACUCACUCGCGACAAGGACCGGGUGGUGACGAUGAAGCUGGAGACGCUGGGGUCGGUGUCAUCGCCCUCCACCAUCGCCUACCUCGACAACGGCGUCGUCUUCCUCGGCUCUGCUCACGGCGACUCGCAGCUGAUCCGCCUGUCGGAGCACCCAGCAGCGGCGACAGGCAGCUACGUGGAGGAGAUGGAGCGGAUGGUGAAUCUGGGCCCCAUCGUGGACAUGGCGGUGGUGGACCUCGACCGCCAGGGGCAGGGCCAGCUCGUCACCUGCUCGGGGGCCUUUGGCGACGGGUCGCUCAGGGUCGUGCGCAACGGCAUCGGCAUCAACGAACAGGCAACGGUGGAGCUGGAGGGCAUAAAGGGCAUGUGGUCGCUGCGGCGGGGCACGUGGGAGGAGCACGACACGUUGCUGGUGGUGACGUUUGUGAGUGAGACGCGCUCGCUGGCCAUCAACGACGACGACGAGCUGGAUGAGACCGACGUGCUCGGCUUCGACCAGCACGCGCAGACGCUCUUCUGUGGCAACGUGCUGCACGACCAGAUCGUGCAGGUGACGUCAUCGGAGCUGCGGCUGGUGAAUGCGCACACGCUGCAGCAGGUGAACGAGUGGCGGGCACCCGCUGGCGCAUCCAUCAACGUCGCCACCGCCAACCUCUCCCAGGUGCUGCUGGCGACGGGGGGCGGCACGCUGGUGUACAUAGAGGUGGGCGAGGGCACGCUGACAGAGAGGACGCACGUGACGCUGGAGCAUGAGAUCGCGUGCCUUGAUGUCACUCCCAUCACUGAUGACAAUGCCAUGGCAGAUGGCACAGUCCCCAAGGCGGCAUUUGCGGCAGUGGGCAUGUGGACGGACAUGAGUGUGCGAGUGCUGCGCCUGCCGGGGCUGGAGGAGGUGCACAAGGAGGUGCUGGGGGGGGAGAUCAUCCCGCGCUCCGUGCUCAUGUGCUGCCUCGAGCAGGUGCCGUACCUGCUGUGUGCGCUGGGCGACGGGCAUCUGUUCAACUUCCACCUCGACCGCGAGACCGGGCAGCUGUCUGACCGGAAAAAAGUCUCCCUGGGCACGCAGCCCAUCGCGCUGCGCACGUUCCGGUCGCGCGACGCCACGCACGUGUUUGCGGCGUCGGACCGGCCGACGGUGGUGCACAGCAGCAACCGCAAGCUGCUCUACUCCAACGUGAACCUCAAAGAGGUCACCCACAUGUGCUCCUUCAACUGCGCCUCCUUCCCCGACAGCCUGGCGCUGGCGAAGGAGGGCGAUCUGACGAUUGGCAGCAUUGACGACAUUCAGAAGCUGCACAUCCGCACCGUGCCUCUCCGGGAGCAGCCCAGGCGCAUCUGCCACCACGAGCAGUCGCACUCCAUCGCUGUCACCACCAUCAAAGUCAGCCUUGUGAACGGGGAGGAGGCGGAGAGCCACUACGUGCGCCUGCUGAGCGACCAGACGUUUGACCAGCUGUCGCACGUGGCCCUGGAGCCGUUUGAGAACGGCUGCUCCAUCAUCGCCUGCUGCUUCGCUGAUGACCCCACCGCCUACAUCGUCGUCGGCACCGCCUUCGCCUUCCCCGACGAGCAGGAACCCACCAAGGGCCGCAUCCUGGUGCUGUGUGUGGAGGGCGGCAAGCUACAGGUGGUGGCGGAGAAGGAGACCAAGGGCGCCGUGUACACGCUCAACGCCUUCAACGGCAAGGUGCUGGCGGGCAUCAACAACAAGGUGCAGCUGCUGCGCUGGGCGCCGCGCGACGACGGCGGCAGGGAGCUGCUGGUGGAGUGUGGGCACUUUGGGCACAUCCUGGCGCUGUACACGGCGUGCCGGGGGGACUUCAUUGUGGUCGGCGACCUCAUGAAGAGCAUGUCACUGCUCGUCUACAAGCAAGAGGAGGGGGCGUUGGAGCUGAGGGCGCGCGACUUCAACGCCAACUGGAUGACGGCGGUGGAGGUGCUGGACGAUGACGUGUACAUCGGCGCCGAGAACAGCUUCAACCUCUUCACCCUCCGCAAGAACGGCGACGCGCCCACCGACGAGGAGAGGGGGCGCCUCGAGGUGGUGGGCGAGUACCACGUGGGCGAGUUUGUGAAUCGCUUCCGCCACGGGUCGCUGGUGAUGCGGUUACCGGACUCAGAGACGGCCAGCAUCCCCACGCUGCUCUUCGGCACUGUCAGCGGCGCCAUCGGGGUCGUUGCCUCGCUGCCGCAGGACCUCUUCUCCUUCCUGCACCGCCUGCAGGUGUGUCUAACGAAGGUGAUAAAGGGUGUGGGCGGGCUGUCACACGCGGAGUGGCGCAGCUUCCACAACGAGCGCAAGACGGUGGACAGCAAGGGCUUCAUCGACGGCGACCUAAUUGAGGCGUUUCUGGACCUGAAGAGGGAGCGCAUGGCGGAGGUGGCGGAGCAGAUGAAGGUGCCUGUGGAGGAGCUGUGCAAGAAGGUCGAGGAGCUCACCCGCCUGCACUGA